Messenger RNA from Amphiprion ocellaris (clown anemonefish), 2168 nucleotides. RefSeq names its product cytochrome P450 2A10-like. Lineage: Eukaryota; Metazoa; Chordata; Actinopteri; Pomacentridae. The coding region runs from base 265 to 1752 and encodes 495 amino acids. Gene Ontology annotation, cellular component: intracellular membrane-bounded organelle; cytoplasm. The transcript is spliced from 10 exons. The record is from RefSeq and is a predicted model, not a curated record. Gene Ontology annotation, biological process: xenobiotic metabolic process. Gene Ontology annotation, molecular function: heme binding; iron ion binding; oxidoreductase activity, acting on paired donors, with incorporation or reduction of molecular oxygen, reduced flavin or flavoprotein as one donor, and incorporation of one atom of oxygen.
GUUAUCUAAUAUUGUGGGUAAUAAACUGCACAGAGAGGUGACAUUUACUCAUUUUCCUGCACACGUUUCUUUGCUCUGACUGACUGCAUGUGUUUGCAAGAGCAUUUUGGAUUUUACCCGUUGAUAAAAUAUCUUAAAAAUGAACUAAAGUCCCAGAAAAAUUGUUUACCGACAUAAACCUUUACUUUUUAUCAUCAGACACUGAAGUUUUCUUGGUCGAUAUGAACACUGUUGAGGGGCUGUUUGCAUCCUCAAGUAACCUGGAUGUGCUUGCCAAUGAUUUCCUUUCCUGUCCAGCCCCCAUUCCACAAAUCAGCUCAACAUGCAGGCAAAAGUCUCAGGAACCGCAGACGGUGGAGUUUGCCUCCAGGACCUCCUGAUCUGCCUUUAAUAGGAAACUUACUGCAGCUGGACAAACGAGCUCCCUUCACAAGUCUGCUAAAGCUCAGUGAGACCUAUGGGCCGGUGAUGACGGUGUACCUGGGCCCUCAGCGUGCCGUGUUUCUGGUGGGGUAUGAAGCUGUGAAGGAGGCGCUGGUGGACAGAGCAGAGGACUUCACUGGCAGAGGACCUGUUCCUUUCCUAAUCAGGGCCACCAAAGGCUAUGGUUUGGCGGUCAGUAAUGGAGAACGUUGGCGACAGUUACGACGGUUCACGUUGUCAACUCUGAGAGACUUUGGGAUGGGACGGAAGGGCAUGGAGGAGUGGAUCCAGGAGGAGAGCCAACACCUGGUGAACCGAAUUAAUAGUACCAAUGCCACACCUUUUGAUCCAACCUUCUUCCUGAGCUGCUCAGCGUCCAACGUGAUCUGCUGCAUGGUGUUUGGACAACGUUUCAGCUACGACGAUAAAGACUUCCUGGACCUUCUGCACAUAAUCUCAGAAGCAAUAAGAUUUGCCAGCAGUCCUUGGGGUCAGCUGUACAAUAUCUUCCCUCGGCUGAUGGAACGGCUGCCCGGUCGACAGCACAAAGUGUUUGCCAACAUCGAAAAGCUGAGACAGUUUACGAUGACAAAGAUCCAGGAACACCAGGACACUUUGGACAUCAGCUCACCUAGAGAUUACAUCGACUGCUUCCUCACUAGACUCAGUCAGGAAAAGGACAUUCCCACGACUGAGUUCCACUAUGACAACUUGGUAUCAACAGUAUUGAAUCUGUACCAGGCAGGAACUGAAAGCUCUAGCUCAACCAUCAGAUAUGCACUAAACUUACUGAUCAAAUACCCCAAAAUGCAAGAAACUAUGCAGCAGGAGAUUGACACUGUGGUUGGACGUAAUCGUUGCCCUUAUAUGGAAGACAGGAAGUCCCUCCCCUUUACAGAUGCUGUCAUCCAUGAAAUUCAGCGCUGUAUGGACAUCAUCCCCCUGGGUGUCCCUCACUAUGCUGUCCAAGACAUCUCUUUCAGGGAUUACACACUUCCCAAGGGUACGUUAAUUUUCCCCAUGCUGCACUCUGUGCUGAAAGAGGAAAAACAGUGGGCCACCCCCUGGACAUUUAAUCCUCAACACUUUUUGGACCAGAAUGGCAACUUCAAGAAAAACCCUGCUUUCCUGCCAUUCUCUGCAGGAAAGAGAUCUUGUGCUGGAGAGUCCCUCGCUCGCAUGGAGAUUUUCCUCUUCAUGGUGUCACUUGUGCAGAAUUUCACCUUUUCCUGCUCUGAAGGACCUGACAGUAUUGACCUCAGUGCAGAGUACAGCAGCUUCGCCAACCUGCCUCGCCAAUACAUGAUCAUUGCAACUCCCAGGUGCUAAUUAUUAUCUGGCAUUAAUCCUUCAAAUCAGGGAUCAUUUUAUAGCAAGGAGCUUGAGUAAUGUUAUUAGUAUUCUCAUUUACACUGUGACAUUCUGGUUAUACAUAUUCUGUGUCGACUUCUUUAGAUGUGUAGAAUAUCCUAGACUUCCUGUCUAGAGAGUAAAAUAUUGCAAUCUAAGCUUACAUCUAUGGUUUUGUAGUUACAUUAAAAUGGAAAUUAGGAACAUCUGUAUUUUGAACAACAUAAACCAAAGUAAAUAAACAAAGAUAUUUACAGUAAAUGCAAGGGUUAAUGGCUUAUUGUGUAGGCAUAUUUACACUCAUCAAACAGCAAUGUGUUGGUAAAUCAUGUAAGGUGUGGUAGAUAUCUGUACUUUUACGCAUGAAUCACACAAUAAACAUGAAAAGAAUUGCA